Messenger RNA from Dissoconium aciculare CBS 342.82, 2806 nucleotides. RefSeq lists its product as uncharacterized. The record is from RefSeq and is a predicted model, not a curated record. The coding region runs from base 465 to 2552 and encodes 695 amino acids. The transcript has a single exon. Lineage: Eukaryota; Fungi; Ascomycota; Dothideomycetes; Mycosphaerellales; Dissoconiaceae.
CGGAUCCUUCGCUUCUCGCGCCGUGUCCAUGAAUGUUCUCGUAUACUUCUGAGCCGGUCGAGAGGGGCUUUUGCGUUGCACGGCCCAUGAGACAGGGCGGCUUCGGAGGAACACUUCAAUGAAAGGAUUUCUACCCACUCAAAGCUCAUGGUACAUAUCGGUUGCAUGUACUGCACUACCCACGCUUGCUUUGCCGAUGAGCUGGCACUGGCUGGAAGUGCUUCAACUGCCUGCAUGCUCCGGGAUGUCAUGACGCGGUUGGUGUAUCGCGCCUCCUUUAUUUGCCAGCAGGUACAUGGCGAGGAACGAUAAGGGAUUAUGGUAAGAGUCAUAUAGUUGACUUCUGUCGACAUUCUUACCCAAAUUCAGCAACAAUCAUUACUUCCUGUCAACUCGUCUCGCUUGCUCUGUCGGGGUGCAGUGACGUAGAGCUUCUCUCGUCUGCGACUCUUGUAUCGAUCGCGAUGACGCUACAUCGUUACAACGCAGCUCAGUAUACCAUCACGUUUGAAGAUGAUGAUUGUCAAUGUAUCGCACCUAGAGUUGAUGGCACAAGAUGUCGAUCAACGCAUUCCAGAGCUGAUAUGCAGGAGAUGAGGUCGUGGAUGAAACGAGCGGAGCCAUCAGGCUAUGAACAGGCUGCGUUUGCACUUAAGAACGUGGUUUGGUUCCGUGCAUGUGACUUUGCACACCGCAAGUUCCUGAAUUAUUUCACUGUGUGGCAGGAUGUCGCAGACGAAUAUCUUAAACGAUUUAUGGACGUCUACGACAACAGUGGAAUUUUGACACCUCCCUUGACACCUCCUAACCGGUUAUCCGCCCGUCUGGAACACCGUGAAGCAGGACCGGUCUCGCAGAAUCGAUAUGAGACUCGAUCAACGGGGCUCCAGCUACGGCCACCGACGUUCACUCGAUACCCGAAGGACAGGAAUUUCACCAUUAAAGAAGCGCUCGCGAAGAUCAUCCAAAAGGACAAGGAACCGAUGGGAGUUGUCUACAUUUUCACCUGGCCAUCUCAUCCUGGUUAUGUUAAAAUUGGAUUCUCAGGGAAAUCGGUCCAAUCGCGGUUCGAUCGCUGGAGUCGAUGUCAUGAUGGCCUACAAAAGCUUCGUGAUAAACGCGUGACCUUUCCCGCGAUAGUUGAGGCACUAAUCCACCGGGAGCUCUGGCAAUACCGACGCGAAAUUGUCUGUUGCCAAUCCUGUCAUAUAGGUCACAAUGAAUGGUUUCAGAUCUCGGCGGACACGGCCAUCAACACUAUGGAGGCAUGGGUAGCAACAUUUGAGCGGGAGAUGCUCUACAACAACGGUGAUCAGGUACUCCAAAGGUGGUUGGCUGCCAAUCUUAUGGAAAAUACAAAUGACUACAGUAUUGCCUAUGUCACCUCAGUAUUGGACGAAGAAGAGAGACGUCGUGCCGAGCAAGCACGUCGUAAGCAACAAGCCGAGUUUGCUGAGCAACUUCGCGUCCCACAAGAAGAGCCCCGGCAGCUGAACAUAGCUCUCAAGGCUGAGCGACAAGCUGAGCAGACACGGCAAGCGGAAUUGGCCGAGCAGGAUCGGCAAGCGCAGUUGGCACAACAAGCCCAACAAGCCAAACUCGCCGAGCAGGCAUGCCAGACGCAAUCGGCCGAACAAAAUCGACAGACCGAAAUUACUGAGCAGACACGAUUGGCACAGUUGGCAGAACAAUCACGACUAGCACGCGUCGUUGUCGGAGGAAGCGAGCAAGCUCGAGUUUCCGAAGAGGACCGAAUGCUGAGUAAGAUCCAGCAAGCACAAUCGUUAGAGCAUGCUGCCCAACAGGCAGCCACAAAGCCACGAGUUUCAGACAUCGAAGAGCCAGUGAGGGCCAACUCAUCCGACCAAGCACAUGUAGUGGUGCCAGACGCACUUCAACCGAUAGCGAUCGUACGGCAAUCAACGACUUCAACCGCUGACGUAGCUUCACGUGACGAGGUUAUUUCACCAAGCGAGCCAAUCUCGGUACGACCGACAGAUCUCCCAGCAGCUCAACGCGAGAAUACUGGACUACCCACACCGGCAUCCAGUCCACAGCGUCAACCAGAAGCCGUCAAAUCCGACGAUUUCGCCUCCCGCUUCAGCUCACUUGUCGUGGCAGAUGCUUCACGUCAGCUUGCGUUACCGCAUCCCAGUAAGCUCCCGAAAGCUACUGAAGACGAGUCUGAGGAACAGACCACAAGCGGCAAAGCGAUCUCGACAGCUCCGAGUCCAUCAGCAGAGAAAAUCACGCCCGCCACGCCCGUCAAGCUGAAGGUCUCGUUGCCGCCUACUCCUCCCGAAACUCCUCUAUAUCGGAAGUCUGCACCAGAAGGGAACGGGAGCGGCCCAGAGGCGCUAGCAGUGCAUCAAGGAGAGCCUUCACGACCCACCACACCUGUACCUCCGCUCCCAAAGGCAGACAAAGACCCCUUUGCCGGUUCGACUAUGAAUCAGCUGGCCAAGACGGCGGCGACGACGACGACGACGACGACGACUACGGCACAGGCGUCGGAAUUCGUUCUCGCUGUUCCAUCUGUAGUGGUGCCGUGAGGAGGAAUUUCUGCCCGAAGUUAUCGGAUCCGCUUCAGCUUGUCUUGGUCAGGUCUCGAAAAGGUCGUCGAUCGAUCAAGAGAAGGGACCGAAGAGGAACCGAUUCACGAUUGAAUGUUUGUCAUGAUGUUGCAGAUGUAUUCUGUUUUGGAUUUAUGCGUGGGGGCUUUGUUUUUUUGAUACUUGGGAAGGAAUGGGCGCUUAGGGUAGCGAUAUCACGAUGAGAUGAUUUCCAAUGACAUGUGCGUGCAGAA